AUGACUGAUCAUCCGUAUUUCAAUGAGGAAUGCUUCGCUCAAAUACAGGACGCCUACUCCGAUUCGAAGUUCCUAAUUGCGAAGGAGAAGACCAGGCUCACGGCUCAACGACCGGUUCAGCAGACAGAUCAACCAGCCAAGAUGACUCAAUCCAAGCUGCCAGACAUUGAGCUGCCAAUGUUCAACAGUAGCUACACGGAUUGGCCAUCGUUCAUCGAUUUGUUUGGAUCCGUGGUGAUGAAAAGGGAGGACCUGGACGAUAUAGAGAAAUUCUACUAUUUGAAGGGAUGCCUGCGAGGAGAACCGCUCCAGAUCAUCUCGAACCUGUCGCUCACCGGGCCAUCACUCAAUACCGCCAUCUCCCAGCUCAGGAGUCGAUACGAGAAUAAGCGUCGCCUCAUUCAGGCUCACCUGGACCAGCUCGCUUAUCUGCCAGCAGGCCCACUGGUCAUGGGCCAAGAACAAGCAAAGAGCCUGAGCCAUCGUAUCAACGGCCCUUGA
Molecule: messenger RNA, 501 nt
Organism: Osmia lignaria (orchard mason bee)
Lineage: Eukaryota; Metazoa; Arthropoda; Insecta; Hymenoptera; Megachilidae
Source: RefSeq, a predicted model, not a curated record